AUGAAUCCCGUUCCUCCACCCCCUCCGUCUAUAAAUACGACCAUGUCGGAUGGGCGAAGUAGCAUUCUUAAUGCAACAGUGGCAUACCCCUCCUACUUACCGCCCACAGACCGCUUGUGGUCCUUUGUGGACGACGCGACUGGUAUUGAUUGGUAUGCCCCAAUGCUUGCUAUUCAACAACUCAGCAAGCUACCAUUCGCGUCUCUCGCUAUACCUCCGCCACCACCACUAGUUUUCCCGCCUGGAGAGCUUACUCUGUCCAAAAUCUUACCUGACGAACAAAUAUUUUCGCUCUUAAACCUCUUUGACGAGCGAUAUACUCCAUGGCUUAACUUCAAGCCUGCGCGGAACACUAACAGUGCUGUUCUCGACAUGGUCUGUUGUGCCGUUGCUGCCCGCCAUCUCGACAACAGCCCGGCUAGCAUCCAAGCCAAAAUGCUGCUGCAAAAGCUCACCGACGACUCGAUUGCGAAAAUCAUCAUGAAUCCACGGCCGCAUGAAUCGGUGGAGUCUAUCCAGGCUUUGCUUAUCCUGUCGCUAUGGGCGCCGCUAGGUGGACCGGUCGACAAUGAGGGCCGAGACGGUCGGUUGUUGGUCGCCUCCGCCGUCAGUAUGGCAAUGAACCUGAGGUUAAAUCAGGCAUCUUUGAAGGCGAGCUCGCUGCGGAAGCGAAUCUUGAACCCCGACGAGCAACGAAAACUUGUCGAGGCUGUGGACAAUGCACGCUUGUGGAUUGCUCUCACCAACACCGAAUCCAUGCUUUGCCUUGGGACCGGUCGCAUACCAUUGUCCCGGAGGUCUCCUGAAGAUCUACAUGAAGUACAAUUUCCUAAAGCCUUCCACCACGACACAAAUUAUAAUGAUUUGCGCCUUGGACUCGUCGCUUCGGCGUUCGACCUUUUGGAAGACGGAGCAAAUAACCGCCUGCAAGCUGGUAUGGAUGUCGAUGAGUGGUAUGACCAAAUUACCGUCAUACUAGAGAAGAUGAAGCGGGUAAAACGACUAAUGGGCCCCUUACCCUUCGUCCUCGAAAGAGAACAAUUCUACUUCCACAUGCUGAAUAUCUACGAAGCGAUGUGUCGCCUUCUGAUUCUUUACCACGCAAUGUGGGAUGCGCGGGGGUCUGUAGGAAGUGUCCCUCCCGGCGAAAGCUGGCACCAAUUCUUCAAACCCCAUGGCAUGGAGGCUGUCGGAGAGUGGGGCCGGGAGAUGGCGAUCAGCACCGAAGCGCUGCUGACCUAUGUUCUCGCUGCGGACUCGCGCCUUCUGAGUACAGCCCCCGACAACAUCUUCACGAUGGUCGCGCUUACGUCGGGGUACCUCAUCGGCGUCAAGUUUCUCAUGUUUCGCGGGGGAACGGAUUUGCUGGGCUCCAGCGAUCUGCUUCUGAGUAAAGUCGUGUCGCAAUUGGGCAGCGCAGUUUGCGGCCCGGGACAUGCAGCCCAGCGCACAGCACUAUUGGUGCGAGGCAUGAUUGCCAAAUGGGAGGCAAGACAUCGCCCUCCUCCACAGCGACCCACACCGAAUCGCUCCCCUUCCAGCCAGCCAUUCCCGUCCUCUAGUCUCCCUCUUCCAUCACCUUCAUCGUACCCGACCCCCAAUUCUGACGGCAGCAUGGUCCAAAAGACCCCCAACUCUGAAUUCCUAGAGCUAUCUGCCUUUACAGAGCCGCUGAACCAAAUGAGUCCUCUGCCAGACAUCGAUUUCAGCCUCUUCAUGGACAGCAUGUCGAUGGAUCCCGAGUUCUGGGGCAAUUUGGCGCAGCAGGCACAUCUGCUUCCUGGUCACGAGUAA
Messenger RNA from Mycena indigotica, 1794 nucleotides. RefSeq lists its product as uncharacterized. Gene Ontology annotation, molecular function: transcription cis-regulatory region binding; DNA-binding transcription factor activity, RNA polymerase II-specific. Gene Ontology annotation, biological process: regulation of DNA-templated transcription. The record is from RefSeq and is a predicted model, not a curated record. The transcript has 5 exons. Bases 1 to 1794 code for a protein of 597 amino acids. Gene Ontology annotation, cellular component: nucleus. NCBI's taxonomy places the organism in Eukaryota, Fungi, Basidiomycota, Agaricomycetes, Agaricales, Mycenaceae.